This is a messenger RNA of Megalopta genalis, 1583 nucleotides long. Its product is annotated as calcyclin-binding protein. Gene Ontology annotation, molecular function: S100 protein binding; ubiquitin protein ligase binding; tubulin binding. Gene Ontology annotation, cellular component: nucleus. The record is from RefSeq and is a predicted model, not a curated record. Lineage: Eukaryota; Metazoa; Arthropoda; Insecta; Hymenoptera; Halictidae. Gene Ontology annotation, biological process: heart development.
UAAAGAAAAAUAUAUAAAAUUAUUUAAUAAAAUACUCGUUUUUUUCAAAUGUAAUAAUUACAUGUGUUAAGAGCGAAUACGAAUGUUUCCAAAGAUCAUUAGAGAUUGUUAUUGAACACUCCAGAAAUUUCUAACAGUACUGGGGUGUCGUACAAUCUCGCAAAGUGCAUUCUGUUUGAGUCAGUGCUUGACCAAAACGUCGAAGGAUUGAUAGUAAUUGAGAGUGCAGUACUAAGAGUACGCGAACUAUAUAAAAACGUAAAUUCUAUCAUAAAUUAUACUACAGUAAACCUGAGAAACAUUUAAUUUUUCUCUGUGCUGUUGGAUUUGUUUAAAUUAUACUUGUUGGUCAAUUUUUGGAAAACUAUGUCUACUAAAGCUGACGAGGUUAAAUUGGAUAUAGAAGAAUUAGACAAAUUGCUUCAGCAAGCAAGUCGACAGAAAGUUAAAGAUGUAAUUAGUGUUGAGAUUCGAAAGUUACAAACAGACUUGAAGAAGUUACAAGAAGAUGAGAAAAGUGCACCUAUAAAAUCCUCCGAUGCAACAGUCAAUACUACUCAGAAAUUUUAUGAAGUUAAAUUAAAUAAUUAUGGUUGGGAUCAAACGGACACAUCAGUAAAGUUAUAUGUUACUUUGGAGAAUGUACAACAGUUGCCUAAGGAAUCUGUUGUAUGCAAUUUUACCGAGAAAUCUUUGGAUCUGCAUGUUCUUGGAUUAGAUAAUAAAAAUUAUGUUUUAACAAUUAAUAAUCUAUGCGAAGAGAUAGAACCAACCAAGAGUUGUUUCAAAGUAAAGAAAGAUAUGGUUAUUGUUUCUGUUAUUAAGAAAGAAAUGAAAACAUGGUCACACGUGACAGGAAUAGAAAAGAGGAUAAAAACAUCAAAAUCGUCACUUCCUGAUAUGGAUGAUGAAAGUGACACUGGAUCAAAAAUAAUGAACUUAAUGAAAACAAUGUAUCAUGAAGGAGAUGAUGAUGUGAAAAGAACAAUAGCCAAAGCCUGGACGGAGAGUAUGCAGAAAACAGCUCCUGGUCUGUCAGAUCUUCAAUUUUGUGACUAAACAUACUCUAAGACCAUAAUUUGCCAGAUAUUAAUGCUUUGGAGAUGGAAUAGUCCAAUUAGAAUAGGCAGUAGAUCUAAAAUGCAAAUAAAAAAUUUGCAUUAUGAUGGUAUCAAUUCUUAAAGUUUAAUUUACAAUUUUUCUUAUAUAUUAGGCUCAGUACGAGUUCUAAAAGCCAUCCCCAAUGUGUUAAUGUACAGAAUAAAUCUAGACCUAAAAUUUCCAUGCACAUACAUUAUUUUGAUACAAUUUUAUUUCGUUUUUGUGUAUUCUAAAUAUUACAGUAAAGAGGAAUAUUUACUAAUUUGUGUAAGAGACAUUAAUUGACUGAUAUUUGUUUAUCCUUAAUUAGACUAAUUAUAACAUACUGAACAAAUUUUCUAUAGACAUUGCUGUAUCUAAAGAAUUUAGAAAGAAAAGAAGUCUUACAUUUCUAGACUAUGUAAUGACUUUUUGGUUCUCCAUUCAUAGUAUAUAAACUACAUUGUAGUGUACUGCUUACAAUAAAGAAUGCACAAAACAAA